Molecule: messenger RNA, 13992 nt
Organism: Tachyglossus aculeatus (Australian echidna)
Lineage: Eukaryota; Metazoa; Chordata; Mammalia; Monotremata; Tachyglossidae
Gene: VPS13B
Product: vacuolar protein sorting 13 homolog B
Exons: 61
Coding region: 147-12233 (4028 amino acids)
Source: RefSeq, a predicted model, not a curated record
GGGGGUCCCCAUCCCGAUCCCUUCCUUCGGGGGGCUUCCCGAGCUUUUCCCGGCUUCCCGGGGGUCCCCCCCAUCCCAUCCCUCCCCUAUAACGCGCUUCCCACUGCGCGCCCCGGCCUGGCUUGGCAGCCCCCGGGCCUUGCACCAUGCUGGAGUCCUACGUGACCCCCAUCUUCAUGAGCUACGUGAACCGCUACAUCAAAAACCUCAAGCCCUCCGACCUGCAGCUGUCUCUCUGGGGGGGGGAUGUGGUGCUCAGCAAGCUGGAGUUGAAGCUGGAGGUCCUGGAGCAGGAGCUGAAAUUACCAUUUACAUUUUUAAGCGGUCAUAUUCAUGAAUUACGGAUCCACGUGCCAUGGACAAAACUGGGCUCGGAGCCGGUAGUCAUCACUAUCAAUACAAUGGAGUGCAUACUGAAGCUCAAAGAUGGAUUACAGGGUGAUCAUGAAAGCUGUGGCUCCAGUUCAACCAAUCGCAGCACUACCGAGAGCUCAAAGUCAACCAUAAAACCAAGACGAGUCCAGCAAGCUGCCCCCACGGACCCCGACUUGCCAGCAGGAUAUGUGCAGAGCCUGAUUAGACGCGUUGUAAACAAUGUAAAUAUUGUAAUCAAUAACCUCAUCUUAAAAUAUGUGGAGGAUGAUAUAGUUCUUUCAGUCAACAUCACUUGUGCAGAAUGCUAUACAGUAGAUGAGUUUUGGGAUCGAGCAUUCAUGGAUAUUUCAGCGACAGAUCUGGUACUGAGGAAGGUUAUUAACUUUUCUGACUGCACGGUUUGUCUCGAUAAAAGAAAUGCUAGUGGCAAAAUAGAAUUUUACCAGGAUCCUUUGCUUUACAAAUGUUCCUUCAGAACUCGUCUUCAUUUUACGUACGAUAACCUUAAUUCCAAGAUGCCAUCUGUCAUUAAAAUUCAUACUUUAGUCGAGAGCUUGAAGCUGUCUAUUACGGAUCAACAACUCCCCAUGUUUGUGCGUAUUAUGCAACUUGUGAUUGCUCUUUAUUAUGGAGAAAUAGGGAGUUUUAAAGAUGGAGAAUCGGAAGAUCUAGCCUGCAGCACUAAGGACAUUUUGGGAAACAUACCAGGUGGAGAAGAUGAAAUUAACCCAGAUGUGCAAUAUUCAGCUCAAUAUAAGACCCAGGAGAUCUACUCGCAGCCAGAUGAUGAACAGCCACAGGGCUGGGUAUCAUGGGCGUGGUCAUUCGUUCCUGCAAUUGUGAAUUCCGAUGAUGCGGAAAGUGAAUACCUUGGAAGUGAUGCAGCAUCAGUAAUAAAACAGCAAAAAGCCCAGACUCUGAAAGAUCCGAUUGUUUCCAUAGGGUUUUACUGUACAAAGGCAACUGUCACUUUCAAGCUCACUGAAAUGCAAGCAGAGAAUAGUUAUUAUAGCCCACAGAAAGUAAAAUCCAAGGAAGUAAUAUGCUGGGAGCAAGAAGGAACUACAAUUGAGGCUCUUAUGAUGGGAGAACCUUUCUUCGAUUGCCAGAUAGGCUUUGUAGGUUGCCAAGCUAUGUGUCUUAAAGGAAUUAUGGGAGUUAAAGACUUCGAAGAGACUAUGAACAGAAGUGAUGAGGAAGCCCGUUUCUUCCUUUGUGGUGAAAAUUUAAGUACCAAAGGGAUGACAUACCUUACAAAUUCCCUGUUUGAUUACAGAAGUCCAGAAAAUAAUGGCACUCGUGCAGAAUUCAUUUUGGAUGCAACUCACCAUAAGGAGACAUACACAGAGAUAGCUGGAAUGCAGAGGUUUGGGGCUUUCUACAUGGAUUACCUGUACACAAUGGAAAGCUUCAGUGGCAAAGCGUCUGGGACUCAACAAGACCUUUCCUCAAAGAGUGAUGAUUUGGGAAACGUUCAAGAGAGGUCAAGCAAAAGCCUCGUCAUAGGACCUUUUGAUCUUCGCUUGGACAGCAGUGCCGUACACAGGAUUAUGAAAAUGAUGGCGUGUGCUUUUGAGCAUGAAUAUGAGCCAUACAGUAGGCUGAAAUCAGAUGUUAUGGAUGAAAAUAGAAGCAUGCCUAGCACUGAAGAAGUGCCCUCUUUAGAAGACUACAUUCCUACACGACUUACCAGUGUUACGGUCCUUAAAUGUACCUUUACAAUUCACAUGGCCGAAUUCAACUUGCUAAGCCAUUUGCUGCCUGUCAUUCUGGGGGAAAAGAAUGCCAGUACCUUUGUGAAUAAUGUAAGCUUCCAACCUGUCCGGCCUUUGCCUUCCGUCCAAAUAUUGGUAGACAAAAUUAACGUGGAACAUUCUGUACCUAUGUAUGCGGAACAGCUGGUGCACACGGUCAGCAAUCUUAGCCAACCUUCUGAAAACUUGCUUCACUACUGUUAUGCCCACUGCUACCUUAAGGUAUUUGGUUUCCAAGCAGGACUGACCUCUUUGGAUAGUAGAGGAUCAUACUGCUUACCUGCUCCACUCAUCCCCUCUUUCAGCACUGCUCUUUAUGGAAAAUUCCUGAAACUCCCGAUGUGUUGGACCAAACGGACGCAGGUUCCGUUAACCGAGUGCAUAUUUGAGCUCCCAAGCCUCACACUUCAAGCUACAAGAGCCCAGACCCUUUUGAUGCAAGCAAUUUAUGAAAGUUGGACCUAUCAUACUGGGAAUAUCAGUACGGCCAUUGUUAAUGAAGCUUUGCUGAAUGAAAUCUUUCAUACUUCAGGUGUGAAAUCUAAGAAUCCCCUGCCAACUCUUGAGGGUUCAAUCCAGAAUGUCGAAUUGAAGUACUGCAGCACAUCAUUGGUCAAAUGUGCCUCUGGGACCGUGGGAUCAAUAAAAAUUUGUGCCAGAGCCCCAGGUGAUGGUGGAAAAGAGAAGCUGAUUCCCAUAAUUCAGGGUUCUUCAGACACCAGAGAUCUUCACAGCAGCAAGUGGCUCAAUGAAAGUAGAAAGCCAGAAUCUCUCUUAGCUCCAGAUUUGAUAGCCUUUACAGUCCAAGUUCCUGGUUGUGUGGAUUACUGUCAUAAUUCUGGUGCAGUACUUCUCGCCAGUGUACAAGGAAUAGCAGUCAGCAUCGAUCCAGUGAUAUACACAUGGCUCACCUAUCAGCCGCAGAAACGAAGUAAUAGACACAUUCAGCAGCAACCUGUGGGAGCUAUUCCUCUUGUGAUGCCAGCAACUAAAAAAAAAGAGGAUGAGGUGUCAAUUGGAAGCGUGCCCCUGGCAAAGCAGCAGUCGAAUCAGGCUUCAGAGUGUGCCAGCAGCCCUGUGAAAACAAAAACGGCAACAGAAUCUCGACCUUUGUCAGUACCAGUGAAAACCAUGCUGAACUCAUCUGAAGGCUGCCGAAGUCCAGAGGAAAGAAUGAAAGAAUUUAUUGGGGUAGUAUGGAAUGCAGUUAAGCGCCUCACACUUCAGCUAGAAAUACAGUCGUGUUGUGUGUUCCUUCCAAAUGACAGUCUGCCUUCCCCGAGCACAAUUGUAUCUGGCGACAUUCCUGGAACUGUGAGAAGUUGGUAUCACGGGCAAGCCAGUAUGCCGGGAACCCUCGUUCUCUGUCUGCCCCAGAUCACAAUCCUUAGUGCUGGACAUAAGUACAUGGAGCCACUGCAGGAGAUUCCAUUUGAUGUCUUGAAACCUAUUCUCGAAGAAGGUGACGCUUUCCCCUGGACAAUCAGCCUGCAUCAUUUUAGUGUAUAUACCCUUUUGGGACAACAGAUGACACUUUGCUUGAUGGAACCUAUGGGCUGUACCUCUACUCUGGCUGUCACAUCACAAAAACUUCUUGGUUCAGGGCCCGAAUCCAGACAUUCAUUUGUUGUCUGCCUCCAUGUCGACCUGGAGUCUCUCGAGAUUAAGUGUUCGAACCCCCAGGUUCAGCUCUUGUAUGAACUAGCAGAUACCAUGAGUCAAGUCUGGAAUAAGAUUCAAAAGAGAGGCGUUCUACAUCAAUCUUCAGUGCAUAUCGAAUCCAUGGGAGGGCCUAUUCCUAGCUCUCCAAUUAGAAGUAGUGUUGGUACAGUGCCCCUGGAUACGAGCACAUGCAGUCCGUCUGCUGACAUUGGAACCACUACAGAGGGGGACUCUCUACAAGCCGGAGAUGAGUCACCAUUUUCCGACUCUGUUACCUUGGAGCAAACUACAAGUAACAUUGGUGUGUCAAGUGGACGUGUGAGCCUGUGGAUGCAGUGGGUGCUGCCAAAAAUUACUAUAAAAUUGUUCGCUCCAGACCCUGGAAACAAAGGCACAGAAAUCUGCAUGGUUACUGAACUAGAAGAUCUCAGUGCCUCAGUUGAUGUCCAGGACGUGUAUACCAAAGUCAAAUGUAAAAUAGAAAGCUUCAACAUAGAUCACUACAGAAGCAGCCUUGGGGAAGAGUGUUGGUCUCUGGGGCAAUAUGGAGGUGUCUUCCUAUCCUGUACUGACAAGCUGAAUAGACGCACCUUGUUGGUUCGACCCGUCAGCAAGCAGGACCCUUUCAGUAAUUUCUCUGGCUUCUUUCCUUCUAGCACCACAAAACUUUUAGAUGGCUCACAUCAGCAGCAGCAUGGAUUUCUCUCUCUUACAUAUACAAAAGCUGUAACUAAAAAUGUCAGGCACAAGUUAACAUCACGAAGUGAACGAAGAAGUUUCCACAAGUUAUCCGAAGGCCUAACGGAUGGUUCUCCUCAUUUCCUUCACGAGAUACUUCUUUCAGCCCAAGCGUUUGAUGUUGUUCUGUAUUUUCCCUUGCUCAGUGCAAUUGCAAAUAUAUUUCAAGCGAAGCUCCCCCGGACACAAAAGGAGAAGAGGAAGUCUUCUGGUCAGCCGAUGAGGACUCACACUCUCACCUCCCGCAGUUUACCGUUGAUUUAUAUCAACACGAGUGUAAUCAGAGUUUUUUUCCCCAAAACUGAAGAAAGUCAACGUACUAUUAAAGUUCAGCAAAUGGCGAAAGAAGACACUUUGGUUCUGAAGAUUGGCUCAGUUUCCAUGACUCCUCAGGCCGAUAACCCGCUUUGCAGAACUAUCCUCAGGAAAGACAUUUACCAGAGAGCUUUGAACUUGGGGAUUCUCCGAGACCCUGGUUCAGAAGUUGAGGACAGACAAUAUCAAAUAGAUCUCCAGACUAUCAAUAUUGGUACUGCUCAUUGGGAUCAGUUAAAACCAGAGAAAGAAAGUGGAAAAGGAGGAGUGCUGACGGAGAGUGAAAGAAAUUCUCAAAACCCCGCACUCGAGUGGAAUAUGGCCAGCAGCAUACAACGGCAUCAAGAAAGGAGAGCGAUUUUAACACCAAUUUUGACGGAUUUUUCGGUCCGAAUAACCGGCGCACCAGCUAUCAUUUUCACGAAAAUAAUUUCAGUAGAUAAUUUGCAUAACGAGGAGAUUUUAGUGUGUGGCCAUUCCUUGGAAGUGAACAUGACUACAAACCUGGACUUCUUCCUCAGCGUAGCCCAAGUUCAACUCCUCCAUCAGCUAAUAAUUGCCAAUAUGGUCGGUCUGGAACCUUCAAACCAGAGCCCAGAGGUCUCCAAACAAGAGCAGAAAAAAAUGGACACAUGCGAGGGUGGCGUGGCUGAAACCUCUUCUCGCUACAGUGGGGCCCAAGACAGCGGCAUUGGGAGCGACAGCGUGAAAAUAAGAAUUGUCCAGAUCGAACAGCACAGUGGCACCAGUCAACAUCGCAUCGCCCGCCCUUCUCAUCAGUCUUCCAUUGUGAAAAAUUUGAAUUUUAUCCCCUUUGAUGUAUUUAUCACCGCAAGUAGAAUCUCCCUAAUGACCUAUUCCUGUACUGCCGUGCCUAAAUCUAAGUCACUGAAGGACCAGAAGGAUGGUGAGAAAAUGGGCAAAAAUUUGUUAGACCUCACCGAAGCAGAUUCAGAGGUUGGUACUAAAGCCAUUCCGGUUUCUAUUUCAUCGGUGACAGCGGAUGAUCUCUUAAGCAGUAACAUUUCGUUGCCUCCUGGGAGAAAAACCGGGCUUCUGUCUCUCGAGGGUCUUCGUGCUUCUACGAGGUCGUCUGCUCGGCAAGCCCUUGGAAUCACCAUUGUUCGCCAGCCUGGACGAAGAGGAACUGGCGAUGUACAGCUAGAACCUUUUCUCUACCUGGUGGUAUCCCAGCCUUCGUUGCUGCUGAGCUGUCAUCACAGAAAACAGAGAGUGGAGCUGUCGGUGUUUGACGCCAUGCUUAAAGGAGUAGCUUCUGAUUACAAGUGUAUGGAUCCGGGGAAGAUUUUGCCCGAAGCUCUUGAUUACAGCAGGAUUUGGUUACAGACAGUAUCUGGAGAAGUAGAUACCAAAAGUGGCAUUCCUCCUCCACUUGUUAUACUGCAAAUUAAAGACUUUCUCAAUGGACCAGCAGACAUAAAUUUGGAUAUCUCAAAGCCUUUGAAAGCAAACCUGAGUUUUGUCAAACUAGAUCAGAUAAACCAUUUUCUGAAGAAGAUCACAAUCACGAAUGAUUCCGAGAGCAGCACGGAGACGACUUCAUCAGAUGAACUACUAAACAGAGUUGAAGUCUCAGCAUCCCGAGUCCACAGUGGAGACCUGCCUGUUGCUGCAGCACACGCUGAUGGGGGGCAAAAGGUUCCAGUCCAAGAAAACAUGUGGAGAGCAGUUUCCUGCUUUCAAAAGAUUUCUAUCCACACUGCUCAGAUAGUGGUCUCCAUGGAAACCAUCCCACACCCUAAUAAACCAUGCCUGUUAGCAUCUUUAUCAACCCUCGAUGGAAGCUUAAAUGUCAAGACAGAACAAAGAACACCUGGUAUAAUUCUUGGCUCAUCAUUUCUACUUGCCAUAAAUGACUUUCUCCUUAAAACAAGUCUCAAGGACAGAAGCAGAGUUCUGAUAGGUCCCUUCUGUGGUACUGCCAACCUUGAAGCAAAAUGGUGUAAGCAUAGUGGCAAUCCAGGUCCGGACCAAACCAUUCCCAAAGUACAUAUUGAUGUCAGAGGAGGCCUUGUACAGGUAUUCUGGGGACAGGAGAAUUUGAAUUGUCUAGUUCUUCUGCAUGAACUUCUACAUGGAUACCUGAAUAAGGAUGGCAGAUCAGAAGUCCGAGUCAGUGAUCAAGGGCCCCAGGUGCUUCCUCCAGUGCAAAAGUCUCAGAGCUGCAAAACGGAGCAUAGCUCAGAUGAUCUGAGGACAGGCCUAUUUCAAUACAUUCAAGAUGCUGAACCCCAGAAGCUGCCUGGUGUCUAUGAAGUUAUAUUUUAUAAUGAAACUGAGGAUAAUCCCGGGAUGAUGAUGUGGAGAUAUCCAGAACCUAGAGUGCUUACCCUCGUACGAAUAACUCCUGUUCCUUUCAAUACCACAGAAGAUCCGGAUAUCAGCACAGCAGACCUUGGGGAUGUACUGCAGGUUCCUUGCAGCCUGGAAUACUGGGAUGAGCUCCAAAAAGCAUUUGUCGCAUUUCGAGAAUUCAGUCUGUCGGAAAGCAAAGUCUGUGAGUUGCCGUUGCCCAAUAUCAACCUUGUGAAUGACCAGAAGAAAUUGGUAGCUUCAGACCUGUGGAGAAUUGUCCUGAACAGCAAUCAAAAUGGUGUGGAUGACCAAAGCUCAGAAAGUGAAUCUGGGUCCCAGAGUGCUUGCGACCAACUUGUCACACCCACGGCCUUAGCUGCCUGUACCAGAGUCGACUCGUGUUUUACUCCUUGGUUUGUGCCUUCGCUGGGUGUUUCUCUGCAGUUUGCACACUUGGAAUUCCACCUCUGCCAUCACCUUGAUCAGUUGGGCACAGUUCCGCCAAAAUACCUCCAACCGUUUAUCUCCGAUAAAAGUGUGCCAGCUGAACUGGAGUACAUGAUCAUUUCCUUCAGAGAACCCCACGUAUAUCUUCGGCAGUGGAACGACAGAUCCGUCUGUCAGGAGAUACAGCUGUCCACUCAGGCCGACUGUCAACUCCUGGAGUGCCGAAAUGUCACCAUGCAGAGUGUGGUGAAACCUUUUAGCGUUUACGGACAGCUGGCUGUUUCUAGCGGUGCAGCCGAAAAGUCGUUGGACGGCACUGUGAUAGUAGAGCCUGUAUUUAUAAACAUCGGGCAGUAUGCCGUUCAUUCUCUAAAUACUGCAAUUCAAGCUUGGCAGCAGAACAAAUGCCCAGAGGCAGAGGAGUUGGUCUUUGGCCAUUUUGUGAUCUGUAACGACACACAGGAGACACUGCGGUUUGGCCAGGUGGAUACUGAUGAAAAUAUUCUGCUGGCUUGUCUCCGCAGUCACCAGUACAGCUGGCGCUCUCACAAGUCCCCACAGCUGUUACACAUCUGCAUUGAAGGUUGGGGAAACUGGCGCUGGUCAGAGCCAUUCAGCGUGGACAGUGCUGGAACUUUUCUCAGAACGAUUCAAUACAAAGGCCGGACAGCUUCACUCAUUAUUAAAGUUCAACAGAUCAAUGGAGUGCAGAAACAAAUUCUUUUCGGCGGAAGGCAGAUCAUCUGCAGCUUCUUGUCCCAGAGCAUUGAACUGAAAGUGGUGCAGCAGUACGUGGGUCAGGACGGGCAAGCUGUCAUUCGCGAGCAUUUGGACUGCCUCCCGGCCAACCAGAAAUUGCCGUCCUACAUCCUAGAAAACAGCGAGCUCACCGAGUUGUGUGUGAAGGCCGAAGGAGAUGAAGACUGGUCACGGGACGUGUGCCUCAAGGCUCAAACCACCGAAUAUAGCAUAGUCAUUCAGGUGCCAUCUUCAAACGGAUCCAUUAUUUACGUCUGGUGCACAGUUUUGACUUUGGAGCCCUGUUCUCAAGUGCAACAAAGAAUGAUUGUGUUCAGCCCUCUUUUUAUCAUGAGGAGCCAUCUUCCAGACCCCAUUAUCAUACACUUGGAGAAAAGGAGUCUGGGAUUGAGCGAAACACAAAUUAUUCCGGGAAAAGGCCAAGAAAAAUCACUCCAAAAUAUUGAACCCGAUCUCUUGCAUCAUCUAACUUUUCAAGCAAGAGAAGAGGAUGAUCCUUCUGACUGUGCUGUCCCUAUCUCAACAGCCCUUAUUAAGCAAAUAGCCACUAAGACGCAUCCUGGAGGCACAGUGAAUCAGAUUCUUAGCGAGUUCUAUGGGACAGAGAGUUCCUUCCGAGCUGUGUGGCCAUAUAAUAAAAAGGAUUCAGAGAGUCAUGAACAGCUGAGUCAGUGGGACAGUCCCAUGCGGGUGAAGUUGUCCGUCUGGAAGCCGUAUGUGAAAACUCUGCUAAUAGAACUUUUGCCCUGGGCCUUAUUCAUCAAUCAAUCCAAGUGGGACCUCUGGCUAUUUGAAGGAGAAGAGAUCGUUCUACAGAUUCCUGCUGGGAAAACUAUAAUCCCACCUAAUUUUCAGGAAGCAUUUCAAAUUGGAAUAUACUGGGCAAAUACCAAUACGGUGCACAAGUCAGUCGCAAUUAAGCUGGACCACAACUCAACGUCUCCCAAGUGGAAGGACGGCGAUAACGAUGAAGUGGUAACUUUGGAUGAAGAAGGGUUUGUUGAUGCUGAAAUAAAACUUGGUGCUUUCACAGGACAUCAGAAGUUGUGCCAGUUCUGCAUUUCCUCUAUGGUUCAACAAGGUAUUCAAAUUCUACAAAUUGAAGAUAAGACUACAGUAAUCAACAAUACACCAUACCAAAUUUUUUACAAGCCACUGCUAUCUGUCUCAAGUAUCCGUUCUGAAGAAGAGUAUCUGCAAGUUCUCGAUAGUGCUAUUUUCAGCAUUUGCCCAGCUGGAGACCAGCCUACUGUGAAAUCGAGUUCCGUUCCCUGCUGGAACUUAAUGCCUGACAUCAGUCAAUCAAUGUUAGAAGAGUCCCUGCUACAGAAACAAAUCUUGCUAAGUUUUUGUCCGGCUGGAAGUGCUGACAGUUCUCAGGGCUGGAGCCUACCAGCCGUUGUUAGACAAGAUAUUCCGAGGCAGAGCGUGGCAGUACCCUUAAGGGACUGCACCGAAAAUGGAUUCUGCACCAGAGCUGUGGCACUGACUUAUCAGGAACAUCUUGGAGUGACUUACUUAACACUGGCAGAAGAUCCUAGUCCCCGCCUCAUUAUCCACAACAGGUGCCCAAUAAUGUUGCUUCUGAAGGAAAACAUCAAAGACACUCCAAAGUUUGACGUUUACUGCAGAAAAAUUCCAGCUGACCGUUCCGUUCAUCAUGAGCUAUAUCAUCAAGUCUCCUGCUAUCCAGACUGCAAAACCAAAGAUUUACUCCCUAGCCUGCUUCUAAAAGUAGUAUCGCAAGAUGAAAUGACCCCCGAAUGGAGUGAUUUUGUGGACAUUAAUAAUCAAGGAAUGCAGGUUUUGUUCUUAACUGGCUUUGGCUACGUGUACGUGGAUGUUACCCAUCAUUGUGGCACAGUGAUAAUAACUUUGGCUCCAGAAGGAAAAGCAGAGCCCAUCCUAACCAGCACAUAUGGAAUUCAGGAGCACAGCGUUGCCUUAAGACUGUUCAUCGGUCAGCUAAGUCUUGCGGUAUUUGAUGACAUCACCCACCCCAAAAUAUCCUCUGAACUUCUGCGCCUUACACUGGACAACGUUUUCCUGAGUGUUGCACCAGAAGCCAGCCAGCUGAAGGUCCUGCCUCCCCGAGAUCCCACCAAAGGCCUCCUGGAGCUUUAUAGUCUCGAAAUACAUUGCGGAGACUUGCAGCUGGACAAUCAGCUCUAUAACAAGUCUAAUUUCCACUUUGCUGUGUUGGUCUGCCAGGGAGAAAAAACAGAAAGCACACAGUGGUCCAAAGUGAACAGCCUGCUCCUAUCCAGCAAAGAGCUGGAUGAGUACAAGAAAAACUGUUUCAUCAAACUUUGCGUCGUCUUUUCCGAAGGUCAGAACUCUCUGCUUGACAUGAAUGAAAUCAGCUUCGAGCUGAAGCCUGCCAGGUUGUAUGUGGAAGACACAUUUGUUUACUAUGUCAAAACUUUGUUUGGCACGUAUCUUCCCGGCGGCGGCCAGCUGUCCAGACUUUCCGCAGAGCUGGCGGGUCUUCCCCAGGUACUACCUGAACAAGUCAGGCAACAUGCCCGUGCUUUGGUCAAUCCGGUGAAACUGAGGAAGUUAACAAUACAGCCCGUGAGCCUGCUGGUCAGCAUCCACGCUUCGCUGAAGCUCUACAUCGCUUCAGAUCAUACGCCUCUCUCCUUCUCCGUGUUCGAACGGGGACCGAUUUUCACCACGGCCAGGCAGCUCGUCCACGCUCUGGCAAUGCACUACGCGGCCGGGGCUCUCUUCAGAGCAGGUUGGGUGGUGGGGUCUUUGGAGAUCCUGGGCAGCCCGGCCAGCCUGGUGCGCAGCAUAGGAAACGGCGUCGCCGAUUUCUUUCGCCUCCCGUACGAAGGACUGACCCGAGGCCCGGGGGCCUUCGUCAGCGGAGUUUCCAGAGGCACCUCUUCGUUCGUAAAGCACAUUUCUAAAGGUACCCUGACAUCCAUCACCAACCUGGCCACAAGCCUGGCCCGCAACAUGGACAGACUCUCUCUCGACGAGGAGCACUACAACCGGCAAGAAGAAUGGCGGCGACAGCUCCCGGAGAACCUGGGCGAAGGGCUGCGGCAGGGACUGUCCAGGCUUGGCAUCAGCCUCCUAGGUGCAAUUGCGGGAAUUGUGGACCAGCCAAUGCAGAACUUUCAGAAGACAUCGGAGGCUCAGGCUUCAGCGGGCCACAAGGCCAAGGGAGUGAUCUCUGGGGUGGGAAAAGGAAUUAUGGGGGUGUUCACCAAGCCCCUCGGAGGUGCAGCUGAGCUUGUGUCGCAGACUGGCUAUGGUAUUUUACAUGGAGCUGGACUUUCUCAGCUUCCCAAACAGCGCUAUCAUCCAAGAGAUCAACAUGCUGACCAGGCCCCAAACAGCCAUGUCAAAUACGUCUGGAAAAUGCUUCAGUCCCUUGGCCGACCGGAAGUCCACAUGGCACUGGACGUGGUUAUUGUGAGCGGCUCGGGCCAGGAACACGAAGGGUGCUUGCUGCUAACCUCCGAAGUGCUGUUUGUUGUCAGCAUCAGCGAAGACACUCAGCAGCAGGCGUUUCCCGUUACGGAAGUUGACUGUGUACAAGACGCCAGGCAAGGAAAUGUUCUCAAGGUGCAACUCAAGCAACAAAGAGUGGCUUGUGAUUUGGAGGUGGAUGGGGUCAGAGAGAGGUUGUCUGAACAACAGUACAACCGACUUGUGGACUACAUCACCAAAACAUCCUGUAACGUCAUUCCCAGCAGCUCCUCUUUGCAAACCCCAUUCCAGGUGGUAGCUGUGGAGCCCCCGGUAUCCACAGUUAAAACUUAUAAUUACCUUGUGGACCCAAAUUUUGUUCAUGUCUUCAUUAGCAAGUUCACCAUGGUGAAAAAUAAAGCCCUGCGGAAGGGCUUUCCCUGAGCCCUGGAAUGAGAGAUCACCACUGUUUCUAGAAAACUGCAACUUCUUCGUGGCGUUACGAGGAGGGGAGAGAAGAAACUGUUUAACUUGUGUGGGAACUGUAACCUCCGGUCAGCCUAGUGGCUUUUCUGAACGCUAUCCAAUUUAGCCUCUAGAUUUUUCUCCCCUCCCUUUUGUGUUAACUGCUACAACACUAAAUGACAACUUUAGAAAAAUGAUGGAAAUGACAGCAGCAGUCCCUUGGGUGGUGGUAUUCUCAUCAGAAAAAAUGCAGAAUUAAUAUUUCUGUCCUUUCCAUUGUUACCAAAAUAUAUGACUCUAUUCCUUCUAGGCAGCAGGGAGGUAGACUACAGCAAGAGACCCAGAAAUGCUAGGUUAUGUUACAAGCCUUUUAACACUGUUUUACAAUGGGACCAAGGGCAAGUCAUUUAACCUUUUGUGCUUUUCCCCUUUCUUUAAAUGGGGAUGUCCUGGGUUUCUUGGAUGAAGGACACUAAUUAGUGCCAAGUGUCAUUUGCUCAGGGUUUAACCAGGUUCUAGUGGUCAAUUUUAAAGCAAGUCGAUGUCCAUGUUUUUCAGUGACCCUGUUGUUUAAAAGGACUUUUUGUCUGUAGUUAACAUUUCCAGAGCAUUUUGAACAAACCCGUCCUUUUUAGAAAAAGAAUCUUAGGUCCAAGGAUGCUUGCAUAUGUUUUUUUCUUCACACUUUUGGCCCUCCCAAACCACAAUUAACAUGCAUUGCAUCUUUUUCUGAAUUUAUAAUCUUUACUCACGGCCAAAGCAGUUUUAAGUCAGUGCUUUUUCCUCUAAAUGUCCUUAAAAGUUUCCUUCAAAUUAACGAAAGCUCUUGGUCCAAAACUUAGCUCAGGGCUUAGAAACUGAUGGGUCUCUCCACUGCUGCCUUGCUUGAUGGCAGGAAGAGCUAGAAAUCCUGACUUAAGAGAACUGGAUUUUUUUAUGGUGUUGGAACUAUACACCACUGAGUUUCAGCAAAAAAAAAAAAAAAAGUAUUCCAUUUUCUCAACUUCCAGGGUUUUCCAUUAAACAAUUUUUGAGUUAAGAACUUGAUACAUUGGCAUUAAUUAAGCAUAAUUUUAAAAGUUUACUUAAUAUAGGCCUAGCCCUAGACACAAAAAUCACCUUAACAUAAAGUCAAAUCCUUUUCAUUACCACUUACACUCCAUUUCAGUGAGACAAGCCUUUUAUGAAAUCUUUCAAACCUUGUGCAGACUACAACCUCAACUUUUCUGUCAUGAUGAAGAGCUGGUGGGGAGAGGUGUUUUAAAAGAGGCAGAAGCCGCUAUAUUUGCUCUGCCACUCCUAACUAGCCCUAAGCUUGCUAUGGAUUCAGUCAACAGCCGCCGAGCACCACAGGCCCCAGAGCUGCCACGGACUGGAGGUCACCACUAGAGUUUUUCCACCCUUGCUUUAAACGCAACUCGACAUCAUCAAAUGUCUAACUGCCAUUUCCAAUUAGCAGCCACAAAACCUGGGAGCCCACCAUCCUACCGUCUUAGGCAACCCUUUCUAAAGCGUGCAGCUUAUUUUUGCUAAGAAAAAUUAACCUUGUAAUGGGCUGAUUGUAAAGUGAUCUAUCCAUUUAUCUUGGCCUGCAUCCAUCCUAUAUAGUCCUUAAAAUUAUUUUUGAAGAUGUAAAUAACAGGUCUGACUCUUUUGUGAACAAUUUAAUAUUGCCAAUUUUGCAUAUUGCUUCCAUAAAUUAAGAGAUUCUUUGGAAAAUAAAGUUUUUCCUUCAUUA